Molecule: messenger RNA, 3594 nt
Organism: Loxodonta africana (African savanna elephant)
Lineage: Eukaryota; Metazoa; Chordata; Mammalia; Proboscidea; Elephantidae
Gene: ACSM5
Product: acyl-CoA synthetase medium chain family member 5
Exons: 13
Biological process (GO): fatty acid biosynthetic process; acyl-CoA metabolic process
Cellular component (GO): mitochondrial matrix
Molecular function (GO): fatty-acyl-CoA synthase activity; fatty acid ligase activity
Source: RefSeq, a predicted model, not a curated record
AUGAGGCUGUGGCUGAGAGGCCUGCUUCUCCAGACUCUGAGGAGCUUUCGAGGAUUCUGUGGGUCUCCGGGGCAGCAGGCACCUCUGCCUACCCCUCCGAAGAUCGUGGCCACCUGGGAAGCCAUCAGUCUGGGAAGGCAGCCAGUGCCUGAGUACUUCAACUUCGCCCAUGACGUGCUGGAUGUGUGGAGCCAGAUGGAAAAGGCUGGACACCGGCCCCCAAAUCCCGCGUUCUGGUGGGUUGAUGGCAUGGGAGCAGAGGUCAGGUGGAGUUUUGAGGAGCUGGGGAGGCAGUCCAGGAAGGCUGCCAACGUGCUGGGAGGUGUGUGUGGCCUGCAGUCCGGGGACAGAAUGAUGUUGGUGCUCCCGCGGAUCCCGGAGUGGUGGCUGGUGAGCGUGGCAUGCAUGCGGACAGGGGCCGUGAUGAUUCCUGGUGUCUCUCAGCUGACAGAGAAGGACUUGAAGUACCGGCUGCAGGUGUCCAGGGCUAAAACCAUUAUCACCAGUGACUCCCUGGCUCCGCAGGUGGACGCCAUUAGCGCCGACUGCCCUUCCCUCCAGACUAAGGUGCUGGUGUCAGACCUCAGUCGGCCAGGCUGGAUAGACUUCAGGGAACACCUCCGAGAGGCAUCUGCAGAGCACACCUGUGUGAGGACCAAAAGUCAAGAUCCACUGGCCAUCUACUUUACCAGUGGUACCACCGGGGCCCCCAAGAUGGUCGAGCACUCCCAGUGCAGCUACGGUUUGGGUUUUGCGGCCAGUGGAAGGCGCUGGUUAGCCUUGACCGAAUCGGACAUCUUCUGGAACACGACUGACACUGGCUGGGUGAAGGCGGCCUGGACCCUCUUCUCUGCCUGGCCCAAUGGGUCUUGCAUCUUUGUGCAUGAGCUGCCCCGUGUUGAUGCCAAAGUUAUCCUGAAUACUCUCUCCCGGUUCCCAAUCACCACUCUCUGCUGUGUCCCCACCAUCUUCCGGCUGCUUGUGCAGGAGGAUUUAACCAGGUACCAGUUUCAGAGUCUGAGGCACUGUUCGGCUGGAGGAGAGGCCCUCAAUCCUGACGUGAGGGAGAAGUGGAAGAGCCAGACGGGACUGGAACUGCAUGAAGGUUAUGGCCAGUCUGAAACAGUUUUAAUCUGUGCCAAUCUAAGAGGCACAAAAAUCAAGUCUGGAUCCAUGGGGAAAGCAUCUCCACCUUACAAUGUGCAGAUUGUGGAUGAUGAGGGCAAUGUCCUACCUCCAGGAGAAGAGGGGAAUGUGGCUGUUUGCAUCAGACCCACCCGGCCCUUCUGUUUCUUCAACUGCUAUUUGGACAAUCCUGAGAAGACAGCCGCCUCCGAAAAAGGGAGCUUUUACAUCACAGGGGACCGAGCCCGCAUGGAUGAGGAUGGCUACUUUUGGUUCAUGGGACGAAAUGACGACGUGAUCAAUUCCUCAAGCUACCGGAUUGGGCCAGUUGAAGUAGAGAGUGCCCUUGCUGAGCAUCAGGCUGUCCUGGAGUCUGCUGUGGUCAGCAGUCCAGACCCCAUCAGAGGGGAGGUCGUAAAGGCAUUUGUAGUCCUUUCUCCAGCCUACUCCUCUUGUGAUCCAGAGGAACUAACACGGGAACUCCAGGAGCAUGUAAAAAGGGUGACCGCUCCAUAUAAAUACCCCAGGAAGAGCUGCCAAAGACGGUUUCUGGAAAGAUCCAAAGGAGUAUAUUGAGACGUCAAGAGUGGGGAAAAUGAGGUGCAACCCCAAAGAGGCCCCUAAAAGUUUCAAGGGGGACUGGUAGGAUCACUGGUUGCUCCCCUGCUUGAAGCAUCAUCCUCUCAACCCCAUGGAUGUCAAGGCUUUCAGCUUCCAAAUGGGCAUCCCCAGAAUCUUUGGGUGAUCCUGGAAGAAAGCAGAAGAAAAUUACUGACCCAGAGUGAAUGGCCAUAUCUAGUCUAGCAAAUGCUUGGUGGCUUGCCACCUCCUUUGUCUGGAGGCAUGGUGGGCAUAUACCUACUGGUCUUACCUACUAAGACCUUCCUGCUGUCCCUGUGAAGGACAGGUCACCAUAACUGCUGGGUACUUGUGAUCAUAUUCACUGCUGAUGGAACUAUAACAGUUUGGCCUUUUUGACAAAGCUAUUUGGUAAUACCUUCCAGGGCCAUGAAAUUGGUCAUACCCUUUAGCUUAGAGAUUCUACCUUUGGAAAGCACCACAAAGAAAGAAUUCAAAAUGCAGAAAAUGCUUGGGGCACAAAGAUUUUCACUGCAGCACUGUUUACAACUGUGGGAUAAAAGAGGGAAAUAAUUAACUAACUUGCAGUAGAUGAAUUCAAUAACAUAUUAUGUGGCCAUUAAAAGUAUUGAAGGGGAAUUUAUUAUCUCUUGAGAAAAGAUUAAGCUCUAUUAAUUUUAAAAAUCAGAAUAGAAAUACUAUAUACAUUCUGGAGAACCACAACUCACAAAAAUAAGGAAAAAACUGUAGCUGGAAAAAAGAUUGGAAGGAAAUACCUGGAUAUGUUAGAAGUAAUUUUCCCGGGAUUGGAGAGGGAGGAAAGAUAAUUGAUAAUAGUUUUUCUUGUGUACGUGUUGUUUUCUAAGUAAGUAUAGAUAACAAUUUUAAUGAAAAAAAAUUUCAAAUAAACAAUCCUCUCAAACUACUCUCUGCCUCGUGUCUAGCUCUUCCUCCACCUACCAACACAUCGUCCUCAAAAGUUAGUGUAUUACGUCUUAUCCAGGAAGGGCACAGGAUUUGAAGCCGUGUCCAAGACCCUGAGAUUUGAAGGGGUGGCUCUGGCUAGCCCUGUGGGGGAGAAGCUGAUGGAAACUGAGGCAGACUCCAAAUCUCUUCACCAACCCCCAGCACCUCCACCCACUCACCAAUAAAUAUUUAGUGAGCAAUGGCUGUGUGCUGGGCUCUGGGAAUACAACGAUCAGCCAAAACCAACCCAGUCCUCACCCUGGUGUCCUGACCCUGGUGUCCCUGGAGGUUGACAUUAUUAGUCAAAGAAUAAUACAAAUAGAUGCACAAUUGUGAUAAAUGUCACGAAGGAAAGAAUAUGAUUAAAAUAUAGAUCCAGGGGAGACUGAUCAAGGCUGAGGGACUCAGGAUGUCAGAGGGGUCUUCCCUAAGGAAGUCCCAUGUGAGCCGGGAUCAAAGGAAAAGCAGAAAUAAACUAAGGAAAGAGGUAGGGGACAAGCUUUCUGGAUGAAGGAUGCAGCCUGUGUAGAGGCCUUGAGGUAGGAGAAGAAUGUCGAUUUGCAGUCAUAAAGACAGCUCACACUCACAGAAUAUCCGCUAGUCAAGGCACUGCUCUGAAUGAUGGGGACAGAGAGGUUAAGCAAUUGCUGAAAUUCACACAGCUAGUAUCUCACAGAGCUAGAAUUCAAACCCAAGUGGGCCGGCUCCAAUGUCCAUACACUUCAACCUCACACUGCAGAUUCAGGAUGGCCUGGUUUAGGAAUUUUGUCUUUCUUCUGUGAGUACUAGGGAGCCACAGACAGUUUUCAGCAGUGAAAAGAUCCUAAGGUUUUUUUUUUUUAAUCCUUUAAGAAAAAACAACCAAACUUGUAAAGGUAAGUUCCUGUUCUUUAUGCCAUUUGUCUUGAUGGCAUUUCUGGACAG